GAGUGAUAUGGGACGUUUGUUGUAACGUUGGUUAAUUUUGGAACCUGCGGUCCCCUUUCACUGGUACAGCAUGAGGCUCAAGCUAGUUAUUAGCUUCGUGUUCCGCGCCCGUGGUUUCCCGGGUUCCCUCUUGCACGAACGUGCUUGCAUGAAUGGACGCAAACAGCUCGUCGAGUAGGUCGUUGCUGCCGCGGAUCCACACCAUCAUCUGCUCCAGCGGGUAACAGCUGCAGGUGUCCGAUGUUUCCUCGCCGCUCCCUGCGUCAGGCCCACAUGAGGAGGCUGCAGUAGUGCCCCCGGGUGAUGGCGACAAUGGCGGCGUCCUCUCCUCAAUGUCCAUCCCUACGCAAAGAGGGACGCGGUUCUUGCCAAGCUGUUGGACAUUAUUUUUGUGCUGCUUCGGUAAACACUGCCAGAGGCGAUACCCGCUGCUCCGAUGGGUGAAAGUGCGCACUUGGAGUACUGUGGCAGAAUGCCCACUUCCAGUCUGCAUCUAGAGGGAGAGUGGAACGGUGCUUUUCAAGUUGAAGAAGAGCAAGGUGAAGAGUUUGCCACUCCGGCUUCCUUGGUCUGGCAUUCUGGAGAUGCAGAAGAUCUCUUCAGUUCCCACGGGCACCUUUAUGCGGACCAAACCGCAUUCGUUGUUGUGAAGAAAGAGCCAGAGGAUGUAUGGCCUACUUUAACGGCUGAAAGCGUGCUCCUUGACGACUGCGGCGAAAUGUCAAAAUUUCCAAUGCAACUGGAGGGACUCAUGGACACUUCUAUUGCAGUAAAGGAAGAACCAGGGGACGUACCACCCAGUUCAACAACCGAAAGUGUGCUCCCUGACGAUUACGGCACUACGUCCGAAUGCCCGCCGCAACUGGAGGAACACAAAGACUGUGCCAUUGAAGUCAAGGAAGAGCCAGCUGAUGUAGAAUGGCGUUGCUCCGACUACGAAGAGGGCAGCAGCUCUUCUGCCCAAGAACGGUGGGACCAGGGACAGCAGGAGGAACAAGAUGGGCCCAAGAGCAACGACUGCCGCUUCUGCCCUUUCUCCAGUCUUUCCAAAAGUAGAAUCACGGUGCACGAAAGGACACACACGGGAGAACGGCCCUUCACCUGCAACCACUGCCAGAUUGCAUUCACUACCAGGCGGGGCUUGAUUGCUCAUGCAAGCACUUUUGGAGACAAAGAACACUUUAAAUGCUCUGCGUGCUCGCGUGUAUUUCUGCAGAAGGAUCGCUUGCUUGCUCACGAGAAGAUCCACGCGCGUGAAAAGCGUUACAAAUGUGACACUUGCGGCAAAAGAUUCCAAUGGAAAAACGGCUUCAGACGUCACCAGGACGUACACAUGAAUGCAAAUCGCAUUAAAUGUGCGACAUGUUCGCGGACAUUUCGGUCGAAGCAGAACUUGAAGAUGCACCUCGUCCGCAACAUCUGCAGGGAGGUGAAUGCUCUUGAUAGUACUGAUAUACUAGAUAUAAGGCCUUUUCAAUGCUCCAAGUGCCCCAAAGCUUUCAAAGAAAAAUGCCACUUGGCAUCUCAUCAAAAGUCUCACAUGAGUGAAAGCCUCUUUAAAUGUCCCAGAUGUCCCAAAGCAUUUCAGAUUGAGUCUCAUAUGACUGCUCAUAAGAUGACAAGGCCUUUUAAGUGCCUCACCUGCCCUAAAGCGUUUCAUUCAAAGUGUGGCUUGAUAGACCAUGAAAGAGUUCACAUGACUGAAAGACCCUUUAAAUGCCCUGCGUGCCCCAAAGCAUUUCGAACAAAGUCUCAUUUGACUGGUCAUAAGCUAACUCACACAAAAGAAAGGCUCUUCAAAUGUGCCUACUGCCCUAAGGCAUUUCAAACAAAGUAUAAUUUGACUGCUCAUAAGGUAACUCACACGGAUGAAAGGCCCUUUAAAUGUCCCAUCUGUCCUCAAGGGUUUCGAAGGAAGCGUACCUUGACAUAUCAUAAAAUGGUUCACACGGGUGAAAAGCCCUUUCAAUGUAAUUUUUGCAACAAAGGCUUUCGAAAAAAAUGUUAUUUGUCUGCUCAUGAAAGAAUCCAUGACAACCGUAAAUAAAGAGGUUGGCUGUACAAAGAAAGGUCCAGGAACAGUCGUCAAGAGUCAGGCACACGGAUAAGAGGCAAGUUAAAUGUGGCAUCUUCCCUUGAGCCUCGAGCAUUGUGAAGGAAGUGGCGAUUCACUUUGUGAGAAGAUGGCUUUUGUAGAUAGAAAGCAAUAAACUCCACCCACGUUAAAAAAAAAAAAAUUCUAAAAUGGCAGUUAACCGAAAUUAAAAAGCUUUCGUUGAUGACACCCUUUAAACGUCCCACUUGGCCUAAAAGGUUAUGUACAAAGUAAACCUACUGAUAAUGAAAGGACUUGCAUGGGUGAAGUACUCUUCCCUUUCCCUCUCGGAGAGAGAGAUUAGCUUCCUGCGAGGGUGGAAAGUCCCCCAGCCCACACGGCACUAGAGCUUAAAGGUUUGGAAAAACAGUGGCAAACAAAAACAACCCCGGAAAGCCACCCUCUGUUCUUAUUCUCGUCUUCUGUUCUUGCUUGACCCUCUGGUGCUCUGGUCCGUCCUGCGCCUUCCCCAAGGAAUUCCAAUGACCCCCCCCCCCCUUCCCCCGCUCUCCGCCGCAACCCCCAACAGCACAAAGCGACGCGAGGUGUCAUCCACGAGAGAGGCGACACAGACCAGACCACACCGUGGACCAGAGUUUCGACUGCCCGCUGUGCUCGCCCCGCAACGGUCUCCCUGUGUUUCUUACACCUCCACUCAUCCCUCUCCCACCUUUCCCCAUCGCCUCCCCAAGUCGAGCUCUGAGCGGCGAGCCGCCCCAGUAAAUCUCUAGUUGCAAGUCGAAAGCUGUGUCGUCUGUUUUGUCCUCUUGUGUGUUUCUUUCGUUUUAAGUCAAUGCCUCACCUUCUCUAAUUCAUUUUAUAGCCCCUUCUCGUGGCAAAUAGCCAACGAUCGCCGAGCGGAUUCCUGUGUCUUUUCAAGAUGCCAACGAAAUUCGCUUGUGCCCCUGGUAGAUCUGAAGCCAGUGGAGAGCUCACCAGGCGGCUUAAAUCAAUCCGUCGGAAAGGGGCUGAGCUCAUCGAGCGACCUGAAGAAGUUUUCUGCGCUUCAUUUUUUUUUCGAGGAGUUCAAUCUGUUCCCGCUCGCAAUAGUUCAGUUUCGAUAUUUGCAUUUGCGAUGUUGGGGCAACCAUGAAGGCAGCUGCACCAGUAGUACCUGACAAUAGAAGUUAUGAAAAUAAUGCGGUGUUGUUACAAGCUUCAAUAAGAGCUGUUCGAAGGUCGGCAAAGUGAUACAUGGCGGUACCGAGGCGUUGACAUUCUGGGCAAAUGGACGGAGUUGCGAUCAAGAUGCGUAAAAAGUCAGUUUUACUUGGGGGCAUGCUUAUCAUUCUGCGGGAAGGAUACGUCAAUUGGUUGCCUCAUAAGCCAAGGCAAUAAAUAUGAGCCGCUCUUGUCCAGCAUGGUGUACGCGGGGCUGGUGGUGAGUCUUCGGAGGGCAGCAGGGGUGGUGAGAACAGAUGGAACAGUGCCAGCUAGCAGACCAGCUACAUCUGCUGCAUUGUGUGCCCCAGAGCAGUCAGAAGCUUAGAAUCCCAAAUCUGCGAGCGCUUGUUAUUUGCAAGGGAAAGGGGUGAUUAAACAAAGGGCCAUUUGAAUGCUCAUAAAAGAUGAAUGAAAGGCUCUUCAAUGAUCAUGAAGGACUUUAAGACAAUAAUGGCCUGUAAUUGUGGAACAUGUGAGACAGUUUGGAGAUAGAGAUGGAGCAAGGAGACAUUGCUCUUUGGAAUAUACCAUACUAAAAGACAAACAGAUAUUUUAAAUUGUUUUUUUGAAUAGUGACAAGCACUUAUCAUCUUGUCGGGAAUGUAUUUUAUGAGAUAAGUCUUAUCUCGAAAUAUGGACUUCAAAACUUAAUAAAAUGGGUCUGUGCAACUUGUUUUGCUAUUAACUCGGAAUGAACUAUUUACACUGCUAUUGUAUGGAAGCCAUCUCUCCCCUUCCACUCAUCCAAUCUUCAUAUAUUUUUUUUCGGGUAGGUGAAUGUGCAAUGUUUGAAGUAAGGGCUAUAAACAUGGUAAAUAUGACAUCAAGCCUUUUUUUAGAUGCCUUCACUUUCUGCAGUAAGUAGUCUUGAAACAGAAAUAUUUAAGUGUUAUACAGAAAAACUUGUAUAUCGUCAUUAAAAUGGCAAUUUGGGCUAGCUGGUUCGCUAUGCACACCGUUAUUUGGUGACACAAGAAUUUUGGCUAGGUAUUCCAAUCGGUAAUUUAGGGAGCUACACGAGGCAUUUGAAAUAAAAGAAAAAAGCAUAGAUUGUAUUAAUGAUGCAUAUGCGUCAUAAUCGGCGAAAGAGCGCGUGCUUUUGUGAAAGGAUCAGCACCCGAUGUAGGAGUGACUGUAUUUUACCAUGAGUAUAUGAGAUAAGUUUUCAAUAAAUGUUAGUUGGGAGUGCACCCUG
Messenger RNA from Ixodes scapularis (black-legged tick), 4454 nucleotides. RefSeq names its product zinc finger protein OZF. The transcript has 7 exons. The coding region runs from base 437 to 2047 and encodes 536 amino acids. NCBI's taxonomy places the organism in Eukaryota, Metazoa, Arthropoda, Arachnida, Ixodida, Ixodidae. The record is from RefSeq and is a predicted model, not a curated record.